This is a messenger RNA of Pseudomassariella vexata, 776 nucleotides long. RefSeq lists its product as uncharacterized. The coding region runs from base 116 to 577 and encodes 153 amino acids. NCBI's taxonomy places the organism in Eukaryota, Fungi, Ascomycota, Sordariomycetes, Amphisphaeriales, Pseudomassariaceae. The record is from RefSeq and is a predicted model, not a curated record. The transcript has 2 exons.
CUGGUGUAUAAGUCAAGCUGAUGGCGAGUAACGUCGGAAUGGUCGACAUUUUGAAUCAGGACACCUAUUCCCAUGCUUCUGCUCAAAUCCUGCCAAGCAGCAGGCGAUCUAGCAUAUGACUGGGUUCGACUUGGCUAGCCCACUGGUAGGGCUUGCGGUUGACGGCCUUCUGGAUCCCAACAUCCGCAUGAUUCAACGUGGGAAAUUGUUGAAUACUUCGAGGCAAGCAGUCUACAUCAGUGCUCUAGGGAUAGGGCCUCUGGUGGAUGUGGACUUACGUUGUAUGAGUAUAAGGACUCAUCCUCUGCAACAGAAACGAACUACAGGGUGGGUAUUGCGGUUGCUGUGUUACAUCUCACUCGGUCGAGACAUCUGGUCUCAGGUUGAUGUGCUGUUCAAUCAAUGCUGGGAAAUACCCUGGCCGCAGCUAAUUUAUAUGGCUCGUUGGCAAUGUUGUGAUGAAAGAGCCUUGCUGGGUCGGACCGAGGCUACCGUGCAGGAUAGAUCUCCUAUGCCGCUGAGAGAAUCCGAGCAUGGAAGCAAAGUCAGAGUAAUCAAGGAUGUUCUAAAGUCAUGAUGGAUGCUGAUUUAAGAUUUCGUCAUGGACGUAUUCAACCUAAAAAGAGACCUCAGCAAAGCCAUCUGAUACAAUGAAACACUUCGAUCAGAGUUCCCCAUGCGGAACUGGAAGGGGGUGGUGAACUUGGAAGGUGAAAUUAUAGUCAUUUGUAGUUAUUUGCUUUUUUAGCCUUCAGUCUAAUGCUGGGAACAAGAAC